Messenger RNA from Amphibalanus amphitrite, 4354 nucleotides. Its product is annotated as RNA-binding motif, single-stranded-interacting protein 2-like. The transcript has 5 exons. NCBI's taxonomy places the organism in Eukaryota, Metazoa, Arthropoda, Thecostraca, Balanomorpha, Balanidae. The record is from RefSeq and is a predicted model, not a curated record. Gene Ontology annotation, cellular component: cytosol; nucleus; ribonucleoprotein complex. Gene Ontology annotation, molecular function: mRNA 3'-UTR binding; poly(U) RNA binding; poly(A) binding. The coding region runs from base 1632 to 2684 and encodes 350 amino acids.
GUUUACUCGCGGGGCGUCUGGUGUGGUGCGCUGUGGGCCUUCGCGGGAUGGAGCUGGCUUAGGUAGAGGCCGUGCGGUGACCGACCGCAGCGCGACCUGCUCGGAAUCCAGGCUGGACGGGUGCUGACGCAUUUCACUGCGAGAAUGUGAUUGCAAGCAACGUCUAUCAAGCCACAGUCGUUGCCUCACGAUGGUUGAUGUAGGUCUGGGCUGCAGUUCUAUUUCUUUGGCAUGGGUCCACAUUGGUCUGUACCGUACUGUUCACAUCAUAAAACGACCGUCAUAAAAAGUCACCGUCUAGACAGCGACGGCCAUCGAACAGCCAUCCGGAACGCAGCGGCGGCGUCUUCGCUCGAUUCCCGCUGCUAUAUCGUUUCGUUAUCGUACCCACCGUCACGGCGGCUGCUCGUCCAUCGUCCGCAGUGCGCCGCGUUCGUCGGUGAUGCGCCACGCUCGCCGCCAGUAGCGGGAGCCAGUCGGAAAUGGGUGCACAGCUGGCUGUCUGCUGCGCGGCCGGAGGCGCCCCGGAUUCGGGAUGCCCGCGGGCGUCGGACGCGGCCGUGCUUGGCAUUCCUCGGGGCCGACUGCGGCGCCGAUAUUAAACACCGAUUACCGCUACCGCCGUGGGCAGUGCGCUGUCCGACGGUCCCGAUGUCCCCCGCCAGAGGCGCCUCCAGAGGCUCUCACGGUCCCGUUUCAUGGCGGUAGCAAAAGGCAGAUGCUCCGUGAUCGGCGCUGACUGGACGGCGGACGCCGCACGUGAUGGUGAACUCAGCUGUUGCUGAUCAAUAUGCGAGCCUGUUGACAAGUGGCUCAAGCUGCAUAACUGCAUGCCUAGUUUGUCUACGUGUUUGGCAUAGGCCCACGGUUUAUCGUUAUUCUUUUUUAUGUCUGUUGGUUAUUUUUGUUUUUAUGCGGUAUAAUUGGUUAUUUCUGUUUCAAGGUGCACCUGUACCUACAGAACUACGUGCUAGCCGAUAGAAGUACCUACCCAUCUGUCAUCUGUUUUGGGAAUCGUCCUCCUUUGAGGUUUUCGGUUGGGAACGCCAGUCCACUGGGAAUAUCCAUUCGCCUUUCAACUUCCAACCGCAUUCAGUGUCACAAUACCUUGGAAGUUCGGCAUUAGGUGACAGCGGUUUUGAUCAUGGCAGCUAGCGAAUAUGGGUCUGAGAAGAACAGUUGACAUGUCCGAGGCAGUGCUUUUCGAAAGCUCAGCUGUGGAGACGAACAGAGACCCUCCUCUAUCUCAGUAGGAGGCUGAUACGCCAGCUCCUGAGCCAUAAAUCGCGGAGGUCGCUGCGAGUCGCGCGGCCGUCCUUAUGCAACGCGUCUGAAGUCACACCGAUUUAUCGCCGCACUUGGUCGGUAUCGGCGCUCGCAGGGUGCGGGCGCGGUGAUAGCAGGCUCUAAUGCAGGCUCCUUGGCGUCUGGGGUGGAGGUAUGAGAGCGACUGUGUGCGAUAGGCCACCUCAGCUCGAUGACACGCGCCGUAUCAUGCUCCAAUGUCCGGCGAUCAACACUUGACGGCGGUCCGCUCAAGUGGCGUUACGUCAUUGUCAUGUGUGCGAGCUGUAAGACGGCGUCUGGCGGUGACCAAUGAUCAAUGACCGUCCCUGUGAAGUGUGAGCUGUAUGUCAGUGCUGUUUGAGAACUCGAACGGCUACCUCCCGGCCCACUCUCCCGGCUCGCACGGCAGCAGCUCGCACGGCUCCCACAAGGACGUCAAAGAUGCCGAGCUGAGCAAGACCAACCUCUACAUCCGCGGCCUGGGCCCCAACACCACCGAUGAGGACCUGAGGAACAUGUGCCACGGACUCGGACAGAUCAACUCCACGAAGGCCAUCAUCGACAAGUCAACGGGACACUGUAAAGGCUACGGGUUCGUUGACUUCGAUACUGCCGAGGCGGCGCAGAAGGCGGUCAAACAGCUGGUCGGCAAGAACAUCCAGGCGCAGAUGGCGCGUCAGCAGGAGCAGGACCCGACCAACCUCUACAUCACGAACCUGCCGGCCUCCUUCACGGAGCGGGAGCUGGAGGCGCUGCUACAGCGGCACGGCACCGUCAUCUCGACCCGGAUCCUGAGGGACGACCGCGGCACCAGUCGCGGGGUCGGCUUCGCCAGGAUGGAGUCUCCGGAGACGUGUGAGAACAUCAUCAAGACGCUCAGCGGCCACAUCAUCGACAACCACAGCCAGAAGCUGGUCAUCAAGUUCGCCGACGGCAACAAGAAGCGCCAGCAGCAGAAGGGCUACGACCAGCGGUGGCGGGAGAGCGUCGACGCCAGCCGCGUCAACCCGUACGACGCGUCUCCGCUGCCGGCGGCGGCUCUGGGCGGCGGCGCUGGCGGCGUGCCGGCCGGCCUGGCGCAGCACUACUCGGCCAUGCCAGUACCGUACCUGCCCGGCCCCGGCUGGCCGCCCCAGUCGGUAGUUAUCGGCGGCCCGAUGCCCUCCAUGGAUAUGGACGUGUACGCGCUGCUGCAGGGCAUGCAGCAGAUGCACGUCAGCGGCGGCCCGGCGGCCGGCUACGGCGCGCCGGCGCCCCAGUACGGGGGCUACCCGCAGCCGGCGCCGGCCUACCACCACCCGGCCGCCCCCGGCAUGCCGCACAUGUACCACCACCCGCACAUGAUGCCCAUGCCCGUGGUGGAGCCCGAUGGUGUGACCAACGGCGCCGAAGACUAGGACAACAGGCAUGAUAGAUAAUGUUUGUGUACAUAUGGAAUGGCGGCCGCGGGCCUGGGCCAGAUACCCCGCAAGAGCGAGCUUACGAAGGGUCCGACCGACGCGACACGGUGCGGCGUCGCUCAGAGGCUGUAGUUCGCCAGCCGGCCGUGCGUGGCGCUACCAGUAGUGGGCUAGCUGGACUGCUGCUCAGGAACGGAUGCCAAACCGAGAGACACUAAGGCAGAGCGUCCAGCCGGCUGCGGGCCUGCUGUUAAGUUUUAGUCGUGAGAGCCGACGGGCGCAGACUGCUGGAUCGGUCUCGUCUGAUGAUUGGUGCGUUUUGAAUCGUGACGGGCGCGCUGCCGACUCCCGACCAGUACCGUGCCCUUUUCAGCGGUCUGUUGCGACGACCGCGUUUAGGGCGACACUGGAGGAGGGUGCCGCGGCGGAGCGCCCCGUGCGCGUCUCGUCUCGCCUUCUAUGUGCGCCUCCCAGGGACAGGAGCUCAUGUUCAGGCGUUUGUGUGCCUCCGAACCAGGCAACUGCGACGCAGGGAUAUCCGUGUGACGUCAUCAACGAUCCGACAUUCCACCAGAGGCGACCGUCUUGGUUUGCUAUUUUGUACAGGUUUUGCAUGUCUGCGCCGUUGUGCGCGCCCGGCCGAUGUGUCAGAGAAUGUGCCGCGGACCGGCCCCCGCCGCCGGGCUGGCCGCUGGUAUGUGACGUUCCGUGCUCAGUGCCGGCGCCUCCCCAGUUAGCUAGAGCCUCCUUUCCCCGAGCGUUUUGUUCUCACACGGUGCCUUGUUUCAUCGUACCUCCAGCCGAAAACCGGGCUCUAUUUUACUACCAGACUCGUGAGCCGAGACCGCGGCGCGUAGGCCAGUGAGCGGCUUCUGAAGCCGAGCGGUAGUGUGGUGGUCGGCCGUUGCGUGGCGGCGUAGCGCUCGGACGGUGUAUAUAGAGGUGCUGCUGCGGCAGCGCUGCGUGGCACUGUGUCUCGUCCUGUGGUGUCUGCCUCCGCUGCGCCGGCCGCCGUGAAUUUUUGUGGUGAUUUUGUUGAUUUCCGGUGGGUUCGGGCCACCUCCGGUGGCUGCCGCGCCCUAAUGCUGGGUUCCUGGUGCUGCAGGUGUAUUCGCCGCCAGAAAACCACGACACAUCGAUUUAUGAACGUUGGCUGAACCGAUCAAAUGUCAUUCCAACUCUACACGUUCGGACGACGCGCCCAACAGUGGCCGCGACGUCACCGCGACUUUUUCGUGACGUCAUGUGUGUUUGAUGGAGGGCGGGCGUCCGCCCCGCCCGGCUGGCUCGGAUGGCGCGGCGGCGUUAUUUUUGUACAGAUUUUUGUGCUCGGGUGUCCCGUGGUGCCGCGUGGCUUCAAGCGGAAUGUGCCGUGGUCAUGUUGAAGGAACUGUGUGUGUAAAUAGGUGCCGAUAGCGGCAGGUGCUGCAGGGGCGACAUCUAGCGGCGCGACUGGGGCGCCGCCAGGCGGCCGCUCUGCGAAGCGGCGCGAUGUGGGCUGCCGGCCGCGGCCUCGGUGGGUUGUUGAUGGUUGAAGAGUUUAUGUGCGGCCGAUAAGGGCUGACGGGGCUGCGGCGCACUCAGCUUUAACAACAAUCGGCUGCGCCCGACGAGGCAGGGCGGGAGGGUCUGGUCAGAGGAAAUACAGACCGAACUGUGAGUGGAAA